Messenger RNA from Neltuma alba, 1000 nucleotides. Its product is annotated as protein DOWNY MILDEW RESISTANCE 6-like. The transcript is spliced from 4 exons. The record is from RefSeq and is a predicted model, not a curated record. The coding region runs from base 90 to 686 and encodes 198 amino acids. NCBI's taxonomy places the organism in Eukaryota, Viridiplantae, Streptophyta, Magnoliopsida, Fabales, Fabaceae.
UGGAUGCUAUCUAUUCUUCUUUCUCAAAUAUCUGAGGCCCUCUUCCACUGCUUGUCUUCCAGCACGGCACAGAUCCUCUUCUUUGCGCAAUGGAGAAACCUGCUUCAAACUGGUACGAUGUGCAACGAGUGCCUGAGGAUUACGUGUUUCCACCAGAAAUAAGACCAGGGAGCGUCCAUGUUCCUGUAAGUGAAAGCUUCCCAGUGAUUGACCUCAGCGAAGCAGAGAAAGGUGAUCGAACCCAUACCGUGCAGAAAAUUCUCAAAGCCGCUCAAGAGUUUGGAUUCUUCCAGGUGAUCAAUCAUGGGAUACCGGACAAUCUAAUUAAUGAAACAAUGAGUGUGUUGGGGGAGUUCUUCCAGUUGCCGGCGGAGGCGAAGCAGAACUUGUCCUCACAGGAUUGGCACAAGGAUUUCAGGUUCACUUUGAACGGUGUAACUUAUGCUGCCGAGAAUGUUCAUACAUGGAGGGAAUUUCUCAAACACCCAUGUCAUCCUUUAGAGAGGUGGCAGCAUUUGUGGCCUCAAACCCCAGCGAGAUAUCAUCUGAUUUGUAUCAGAGAGUGUAUUGGGGCGUGUUCAAUGGAAGUUAAGAAGUUGAGUUCCAGGAUCUUGAGGUUAAUCAGUACAGUGAAGGGCUUGGACUGCAUGGCGAAUAUCUUGAGGGUGAAUAUAGCCAAACUAUGAAACUAUCCGCUAAUUUCUAUCCAACAUGUCCUCAGCCAGAUUUGACUCUUGGAGCAACCAAGCACGCCGAUCCUAACAUCAUAACCCUUUUACUCCAAGAUGGCGUCUGUGGACUUCAAGUGUUGAAGGAUGAUACGUGGAUUGGCGUCGAUCCUAACCCCCAUGCAACUGUGGUCAAUAUAGCCUCCCAGUUGCAGGCAUAUACAUUCUUUAACUUCUUGCAGUCUAAAAUUUUUCGUUCGUUCUAGAUCAGCAGUAUUCGGAAAUAAGUAGAAAUUAUAGCAAAUAAUGGUUGAUUUGAUUUUGUGUUGAGA